Theobroma cacao (cacao) is the source of this 1138-nucleotide messenger RNA. RefSeq lists its product as uncharacterized. The record is from RefSeq and is a predicted model, not a curated record. Gene Ontology annotation, biological process: plant-type cell wall organization. Gene Ontology annotation, molecular function: structural constituent of cell wall. NCBI's taxonomy places the organism in Eukaryota, Viridiplantae, Streptophyta, Magnoliopsida, Malvales, Malvaceae.
UGCCCCAGAGCAGAACCAAAACCCACUUUGUUGUAAAGAUGGGAAAAAUGGGGUCUUCAAUGACCUCUCUCUUCGUCACUCUCCUAGUGCUAGCAGUGUCUCUCAGCUUGCCUUCUGAAACCACAGCAAACUACCCUUACGCAUCUCCUCCGCCACCACCUCACUACUACUACAAGUCACCACCUCCUCCUCCUCCGGUGUACUCUCCGCCACCACCCAAGAUACCUUACAAGUACCCGUCUCCUCCCCCACCAGUACACUAUCCUCCACCACCUUACGAGUACAAGUCUCCCCCUCCUCCUCCCCCAGUUUACAAGUACAAGUCUCCUCCACCUCCACCAAAGCACCCCUACAAGUAUAAGUCUCCUCCCCCACCACCUCCAGUUUACAAGUAUAAGUCCCCUCCACCACCACCACCAUCACCACCCAAGCACCCAUACCAGUACAAGUCUCCACCUCCACCACCCCCAGUUUACAAGUACAAGUCCCCUCCACCACCACCACCAUCACCACCCAAGCACCCAUACAAGUACAAGUCUCCUCCACCACCUCCUCCAGUCUACAAAUACAAGUCUCCUCCUCCUCCCCCUAAGGAGCCUUACAAGUAUAAGUCUCCUCCACCACCUCCUCCAGUUUACAAGUACAAGUCUCCUCCUCCUCCUCCUCCAAAGGAGCCAUACAAGUACAAGUCUCCCCCACCACCCCCUCCAGUCUACAAGUACAAGUCUCCUCCACCACCACCACCCCAUUACGUCUAUUCAUCACCCCCUCCUCCUCACCACUACUAAGCAACGGCUUUGACCGUACUGAGGAGAAGAUAAGAGUGUGAUCAAAAUAAAGGGACAAAAAUGGUUCGAAGAAACAUGCAGAGUGAGAGACAUAAAGCAGAAAGCUGGGAGCCCGGUGUCCACGUUUGAAGAGAAGAGAAGAAUAACGUAGACAAGUAGGAAAAUAGAGGGUUGAUCGUUUCCAUGUUUCACAGUUGUAUUGUUCAGUGGUCCUGCUUUGUUUUUUUUAUUAUUAUAUAAUAAAAAUCGUGUAUGUAUGUAUGUGUUUUGCAACCUUUUGCAAAUGCAUGGGUUGAUCCGUAAUAAUAAUAAUAAUAAAUCCAUUCCUCUCAAAAGAUUCUUUUAUGGUU